AUGAUACUCUUCCUCCAGAUGCAGAUCAGUGGUUUUGACAAAGGGGAAAAUGGCACAGACAUCACAGAAUUCAUCUUAUUGGGUUUUGGGAAACUUGAAGAAUUCUGGAUGCUUCUUUUCCUGGUGUUUGUCAUGAUCUAUACUUUGACUAUAACUGGAAAUGUUUUGAUUAUCAUCCUGAUCGUAUCUGAGCAGAAUCUUCAUACUCCUAUGUAUUAUUUCUUAGCAAAUUUGUCCUGCUUGGAAGUUUGCUACAGUUCAACCAUCCUACCCAAGAUGAUUGCAGAUUUCCUAAAGGAUAGCAAAUCAAUUUCUAUCUGGGGUUGUUUCAUGCAAUUGUUUUGUUUUGGUUGCCUUGUUAUUGUUGAAUGUUACCUCCUGUCAGUGAUGUCUUAUGAUAGGUUUGUUGCGAUCUGCAAACCAUUGCAUUAUUCCAUGAUUAUGAAUAAUAGAGUCAUUUUUGUUUGCAUAGCAUCAUCAUGGUUAUGUGCAGCAUCAAUUUUAGUGAUAAUCAUAUGUCUAGUAGCACAACUAUCAUUCUGUGGCCCCAAGGAAAUUGAUCAUUUCUUCUGUGACUUCAGCCCACUGCUCCAACUUUCUUGUACAGACACAAGCCAUGUCAGAAUUUUAGCUCUCAUAUUUGGAUCCAUUGAUAUUCUGCCCCCAUUCAUUCUAACCAUUGCAUCUUAUGUUUGUAUCAUUACUGCUAUUAUGAGAAUUCCAUCCACCACUGGAAGACAAAAAGCAUUUGCCACAUGUUCCUCUCACCUCAUUGUGGUCACCAUUUUCUAUGGAACUCUGAUGAUUGUCUAUAUUUUACCAGACACUGGCACACUCAGAGAUGUUAAAAAGGUUUUCUCUAUCCCCUACACCAUCUUAACUCCCAUGGUCAAUCCUCUUGUUUACACCUUGAGGAAUAAAGAAGUGAAGGAAUCUUUGAAAAAGGCUCUGAGUAAUUUCACUGAGUUCAGUGAAAAGAAAAUAUGUAACAUUGUGGUGAUAGCUGAAUGCAACUCCAAGCUAUAG
This is a messenger RNA of Python bivittatus (Burmese python), 1026 nucleotides long. Its product is annotated as olfactory receptor 11A1-like. Gene Ontology annotation, molecular function: olfactory receptor activity; G protein-coupled receptor activity. Lineage: Eukaryota; Metazoa; Chordata; Lepidosauria; Squamata; Pythonidae. Gene Ontology annotation, cellular component: membrane. Gene Ontology annotation, biological process: G protein-coupled receptor signaling pathway. The record is from RefSeq and is a predicted model, not a curated record.